This is a messenger RNA of Camelus dromedarius (Arabian camel), 2189 nucleotides long. RefSeq names its product sphingomyelin phosphodiesterase acid like 3B (gene SMPDL3B). Lineage: Eukaryota; Metazoa; Chordata; Mammalia; Artiodactyla; Camelidae. Gene Ontology annotation, biological process: sphingomyelin catabolic process. Gene Ontology annotation, molecular function: sphingomyelin phosphodiesterase activity. The record is from RefSeq and is a predicted model, not a curated record. The coding region runs from base 271 to 1392 and encodes 373 amino acids. The transcript has 8 exons.
AGAAUACAGUCUCCGGCUGGACCGACACGCUCUGAGGAACUGGCAGGACAGGCGCUGCUUCCCACUUCAGAGUCCAAAGGCCUGGCUGGUGUGGCUUAUUGGGCAAAUCUUGCUCACACCCCGCAGGGCAAAGGAAGAAAACCAGAGGAGCCAGAUGCCUCAGGUGACUGGAGACAGCUGGUGACAGGACGGGAGGUUCUGCUCUGGCACGUGGCCACCAACACCUAGUUAGGAAGUCCGUGACUCCAACAACAGCUCGGGGAGAACCCGAUGGCUCCCGUGAGGCAAGCCGCAAGGAUGAGGCUGCCCAAGCUGCUGAUUUUCCUGGCUUACUGGGGAGUCGCCAGGGCUGGAACAGGGAAGUUCUGGCAUGUCUCUGACCUGCACCUUGACCCCAACUACAAGGUAUCCGAAGACCCCCUCCAGGUGUGCCCAUCUGCCAGCUCCCAGCCAGUGCCCAGCGCGGGCCCCUGGGGCGACUACCUCUGCGAUUCUCCCUGGGUCCUCAUCAACUCCUCCAUCUACGCCAUGAAGGAGAUCGAGCCGGAGCCGGACUUCAUCCUCUGGACUGGUGAUGACACGCCGCAUGUGCCCGAUGAAAAGCUGGGAGAGGAGGCCGUGCUGGAAAUUGUGGCGCGUCUGACUGAGCUCAUCAGAGAGGUCUUUCCAGAUACAAAAGUCUAUGCUGCUUUGGGAAAUCAUGACUUUCACCCCAAAAACCAGCUCCCAGCCAGGAGCAACAAUAUCUACAAUCAGGUAGCAGAGCUCUGGAGACCCUGGCUCAGUAACGAAUCCAUCGCUCUCUUCAAAGAAGGUGCCUUCUAUUCUGAGAAACUGCUGGGGCCGAGUGGGGCUGGGCGAAUUGUGGUCCUCAACACCAAUCUGUACUAUAGCAACAAUGAGCAGACAGCCGGCAUAGCCGACCCCGGCCAGCAGUUCCGGUGGCUGGAAGAUGUGCUGACCGAUGCGUCCCGAGCAGGGGAAAUGGUGUACAUUAUUGGUCACGUGCCCCCGGGGUUCUUUGAGAAGACUCGGAACAAAGCAUGGUUCCGGGAGGGCUUCAACGAGGAGUACCUGAAGGUGGUCCGGAAACACCACCAAGUCAUCGCGGGGCAGUUCUUUGGGCACCACCACACCGACAGCUUUCGGAUGUUCUACAAUGAUGCAGGUGCCCCCAUCAGUGUCAUGUUCCUUACACCUGGGGUCACUCCAUGGAAAACCACCUUGCCUGGAGUGGUCAACGGAGCCAACAAUCCAGGCAUCCGGCUGUUUGAAUAUGACCAAGCCACACUGAACCUGCAGCUAUCUGCCUGCUCUAACAGAAUCACUGCAGGAGGAGUGGAUUUCAGAGCGAAGAUCAGAAGACUUUCCUGUUCACUUUGGGAUGUCUGAAUGGCAUCCAAGUGAAAAUGCUGAGGGAGGAGGCAGCUGGGUGUUCAAGUUGGAGUUCUAGGAAGAUGUGGGCAUAAAGAUUAAAUCUGGGAGUUGAGAAAGGACAUUUAAAACCAGGGACUGCUGGAGAUAUCCUAGAUCCCUGACUCUAGAGUAAAUGUAGAUGGAGAAGAAGUCUGAGGAUUUUUAAGAGCAUGGUCUGUUGUUUACAUGGGUUGGUGGAUCAUAGGCUCUGGGGAAGACUCAAUGAAAUAACAGAAUGUUCCUGGCAGGUAGUUGCUAUCCAUACAUGGCAGAUCCCCCAAUCCCCUCUCUCCUGAUCUGAAGCAGAUCCAUAAAUUUAAGUGGAAAAUGUUGGACAGAUAAACCCCCUCCAUAUUUAAGUCCUCAAAAUGCACCUGAGUCCUAGAGGGCCUCAACCACAAUUCUCUAACCUCUCUUAGCCAGGUUCUCCAUCCCACUACUUUUAAGUAGCUUUUUAUCCAUUCACUCGCUAAAUAUUUAUUGAGAAUCUUCUGUGUACCCAGAAUCUUGAUGGAACAAAAUGCACAGGCCAUGGGGUAAGCAACCUGGGUUCCAAUCCUGCCUCAGCCACUGAACACCUGUGGGACCCUGGCCAAAUGAAUUAACCUCUUUAGGACUCAGUUUCCUCAUCUGUGAAAUGGGAAUAACUGCAGUUACCUCAUCAGAUUCAAUCAGAGGAUAUCUGCCAAGCAUACCCUUACAGUAGUAAAUGCUCAAUAACUAACAGGGGUCAUGAUGACGACUGUUUAGAAUCUAGGGGCAAAUACAGGCUG